AUGCAUGAUUUUCUUCAUGCAUUGUUGUUUGUAGAUUCUAAUGAAUUCGAAAAAUUUGAAAACUAUGGACAUAUCAAUAUUACCGAUAAAGAAUAUGAUCUUCUUGAUCUUUGUCGAAUAGCAAUUGAUCAAUCAAAUAUCUUAUUAUGGUCUAAUUUUCAUGAAACUCAUCGAAUGACUAGUCAUCAUAUUUGGCCUCCAAAUCAUAAAUUAAUAAUGGAAUGUAUAAUUGAUGCACAUAUUGUAGCUAUAUAUUACGAUACAUAUGAAACAAAUUCACAAAGACAAGUUGAAGAAUAUGAGAAUGAUAAUACAACAUAUUGUCUCAUUAGUCAAUUAGGAAAUCAUCCUACAGAUGUCAAAUUUGUACGUGGUACUAAAGCUUUACGAGAAGAAAUUUUACAAAGAUUUCAACAUCCAUUUCAAAUAAGUUCGACACCGACACAAGAACAGAUCGAUUUAUUUCGUCAAAAAAGUCAAACAUUACCGUUACAAGAAUUUUGUGCAUAUGCAACAAGUAAAAAUUGGUAUCAAAUCGAUGAUCAUUCAUUGUAUGGCGUACUUGUGGAUUUUAUUAUUGCUAGAAAACCUUUGUCAUCUAACGAAUAA
Rotaria sordida is the source of this 609-nucleotide messenger RNA. The record is from the annotation of a GenBank genome assembly. NCBI's taxonomy places the organism in Eukaryota, Metazoa, Rotifera, Eurotatoria, Philodinida, Philodinidae.